Messenger RNA from Procambarus clarkii (red swamp crayfish), 2177 nucleotides. Its product is annotated as homeotic protein empty spiracles. NCBI's taxonomy places the organism in Eukaryota, Metazoa, Arthropoda, Malacostraca, Decapoda, Cambaridae. Gene Ontology annotation, biological process: neuron differentiation; regulation of transcription by RNA polymerase II; central nervous system development. Gene Ontology annotation, molecular function: DNA-binding transcription factor activity, RNA polymerase II-specific; RNA polymerase II cis-regulatory region sequence-specific DNA binding. The record is from RefSeq and is a predicted model, not a curated record. Gene Ontology annotation, cellular component: nucleus.
AUGUAGUCAACAUCGUGUAAGUGUCAACAUUACUAUCUAGGCUUCCUGUUCGCCUUCCCUACGUGCUGAUGGGAACUUCUGGGACGCGGUGCCCCGUGUGAGCAAACUGCGACGCUGUGUACGGCUAAAAUAUUGACUCUUGAGGAGAUAGAUCGCUUGUAGUGAGAGGAGGAUGACGCGAGGAGCGCUGGCAGGGCCGAAGUAGCGCGGUGGCGGGGCUUGGCUGCUGCUGCUGCUGCUGCUGCUACCCUGGCGGCUGGCCAUGGUCAUGAUUCCCACGCCCUCCACCGUCAUUCACACCUCCACGCGCCCCAAGUUGGGCUUUUCUAUAGACAGCAUCGUCGGGCGUGGGGGAGUAGACUCGAGGGCGUCGCCGCCCCCUUCCCCUGGCUCCCCUAGAGGGAGCCCGCCGCCCACCAGUCCGCUCGGGCAUCUCCACGACCUGCACAAAACGCAAGUCCGGAUACCCGAACCUAUCCACCCGUUGAUACCUACGUCUGUGCCUUCGUCGCUAGCCCACCACCAUGCCGCCGCCAUCCCGUCCCUACAGGCCCUGCCCGGCCUGCACAUGCCGCAGGCGCUGCACCUGGCGGCGUUGCUGCCACCAGGCGCUGGGCACGGCCUGCACCACGCCGUGCCCCCCGUACUCUUGGGACAGAUGCCGCACCUGGGAACGCCCUUACCCCCGGCGCCCGGACCCAGGGAGUUCCCGCUGUACCCGUGGCUCCUCUCCAGGCACUCCAGGCUCUUCGGCCACAGGUUCCCAGGCCCUGACUUCCCCACGUUCCUGCUGCCCUUCCGCAAGCCCAAGAGGAUCCGGACGGCGUUCAGCCCGAGUCAGCUGCUGAAGCUGGAACAAGCCUUCGAGAAGAACCAGUACGUGGUGGGCGCCGAGAGGAAGCAGCUGGCGCAGUCCCUCAACCUCUCAGAAACACAGGUCAAAGUGUGGUUCCAGAACCGGCGGACGAAGCACAAGCGGGUUCAGCAGGAGGAAGAACAGCAGUGUGGCGGAGGCGCCCACAAGAAGGGCGACUCCGCUAACACGGCUGACGGCGGCAAGGGCGACUCCGGCAAGCCCGAGGACAAGGACGACCUCUCCAUGAUCGAGUACGACGAGGACGACGUGAUGAGCGACGAGGACUGUGAUCCUCGAGGCCAGGAAGGCAGCGCGCAGUGACGAGGAGUUGACGGGGCGGUAAAGAGGUCCUCAGAGGCAACAGGAGGACAGCGAGCGAUUGACGGGAGGAAUUUGACGGCGGGAGAGACAGAAGCAAGUGCGUGUGUGUGUGUGUGUGAGAGACAGACAGAUGUCCCUGUCCUCCACGUUACUGGUGGUUCUAGUUGCUUGAUAACGAAUCUGAACAAAUGUGACUUAUCUAGCAAACAUUUUAUAUUGCUGAACCAGUUGAAUUGAUUUCAACCCAGUUUGUCCAGUGAUAAUACCGUGAAGGGUGAUUGUGGGAAAAUUAAUACAGCCGCAAAUGUAGUCAAUCUAAAAAUAAUAAUUGAUCUAGUGCUUUGAACGACUGGACAUGUUACGCUAGUUCGUGAGAAUUCUUCCUAAGAUUCGAAGAAUUUUUUCCUAGCUCCCAAAGGAUUCUUACCUAGCUCCCAAGGAUUCUUCUCUAGCUACGAAGAAUGUUUCACAAGUUAACGAACAAUUUUACUUAGCAGUACGAAUGCAUCAUAAAAUUCAAGAUUUAGCUGAUAUCACCUAAGAAAUUUUCGCUAGUUUCUCAAACCGCUUCACCCUCUCCUAAGAAUUCUUCAUUAACCACCACCUCUAGAAUUCUUGAGCAUCUCCUAAGAAUCCUUUGGAAGCUCGUAAGAAAUGUUCGCUAGUUCCUAAGAAUUCUCCGCUAGCUCUCAAGAAUUCUCGUUUGCUCGAAGGACCAUGUUAAAAGCGCGCUUCUCUGUGGUCAAGAGACUCCCUCGUGUUGACUUGAGACAAUAGGAAGAGACAUAAGUGAAUAUUAUAUAAGAGACACAAAACUAGGACUCUUGUUCUGAGAAAAAAGUCAACUGUAAACUUGCUCUUGUAAAUAUAUAUAUAAAUAUAAAAUAAGGAAAAAUUGAAACAAUGUGUACGCAAUAGGUCGCAUCUGACAUGCAGAACAUUUUUGUGCUAUAUUGUAUGUAAGUAUAUUGAAACUAAAUAAAAGGUUAUGCCAUGAAAA